Messenger RNA from Rotaria sordida, 2187 nucleotides. Lineage: Eukaryota; Metazoa; Rotifera; Eurotatoria; Philodinida; Philodinidae. The record is from the annotation of a GenBank genome assembly.
AUGAUCAACAACGAAACAAUACAAAAUAAUUUUUCAGAUAUUUCAACAAAUUCAACAUCAACACAAAUGAUGAUUGAAACUCAUUCACAAUUGUCGAAUAAAGAUGAUAUGGAACCAAUGUUCGUACAUGUUGAUACAUCAAUUAAAUCAGUACCCAAACAUCCUGUACAAUUUACAUCUGAAAAUUUACGUACACAUCUUGAACCAAUUAUUCUCAAAAUGAUCGCUUGGGAAUAUUCAUAUCUAUUUCAACAACCAAUUAACCAUGUUUCACUUGUAAUACUUGAUUAUCCAAAAAUAAUUAAACAUGCAAUGGAUAUAUCAACCAUACAUAAUAAAUUAUUACAUGGAGAAUAUAAAAAUCCAUUAGAAUUCUGUGAUGAUAUAUGGCUUAUGUUUAAUAAUGCACAACUUUAUAAUAAAAAUAGCACACUUAUCAAUAAAAUGUGUACAAAACUUGCAGAAUUAUUUGUUGAAUAUAUUGAUCCUGUUAUGCAAACAUUAGGAUAUUGUUGUGGUCGUCAAUAUGAAUAUUUACCACAAGUUAUGUUAUGUGAUGGACAACAACAACAAUAUUGUCAAAUCGAACUCAAUGAUAAUUAUUAUUAUUAUAACAAUCUAGACCCAUCACGAUUAAAUUUAUCCUAUGAUAAAUAUAUAUAUUGUGUAAAAUGCUUUAAUUCAAUUAAAAAUGAUUCAAUAUUUGUCGGUGAUGAUCCAACUCAAACAUUAGUUGAAAUACCAAAAUCAUUAUUUUUAUCAGCUAAAAAUGAUAUAAAAAAACCUGAACAAAUGAUUGAUUGUAUUAUUUGUACACGUCGUUGGCAUCAAGUAUGUGGAUUACAUUUAGAUGAAAUAUGGUCGGAAGGUUUUAUAUGUAAAACAUGUAUACAUGAAUAUAAUAUAAAACGUAAAGAAAAUCCUUAUAUAGCAUCAAAAUUACCAAUAAAUGAUUUAGCAUCAAGAUUAGAACAACGUGUGAAUAAUUUUUUACGUAAUAAAAAUUGUCAAACAGGUCAUGUAACAAUUCGAAUAUUAUCUGCAAGUGAUAAAAUAUGUGAAAUAAAACCACAAUUAAAAAAAUAUUAUUCAAAUCAACUAGUAAAUAAUUAUCCAUAUCGAAAUAAAACUAUAUUUGCUUUUCAAGAAAUCGACAAUGUUGAUAUUGUUUUCUUUGGUAUGUAUGUACAAGAAUAUGAUGAACAUUGUCCAGAACCAAAUAAACGUCGUAUUUAUAUAACAUAUUUUGAUACAGUACAUUUUUUUCAACCAAAAAUUUAUCGUACAGAUAUUUAUCAUGAAAUUUUAAUUGGUUAUUUGGAUUAUGUUAAACAACAUGGAUAUAUGUAUGCUCAUAUGUGGGCUUGUCCAGCAAGUAAAGAUUUUGAUUAUAUAUUUCAUUGUCAUCCAUCCGAACAACAUAUACUAAAGCCAAAACAUUUGCAAGAUUGGUGUAAAAAGAUGUUGGAUAAAGCUAUUGUCGAACGUAUUGUUAUUAAUUAUAAGGAUAUUGUGCAAGAUUGUUUGGAUAAUCAAGUACAAACAGUUCUUGACAUUCCAUAUUUCGAUCAUGAUUUUUGGCCGUUUAUGAUUGAAGACAAUAUUGAAAAACUUAAUCAAGAAGAAGAAGAUCGAAGAAAACAAGAUGUUGAAGGAGAACAACCUAUGAUAGAUGAAGAAAAAAUUUCUGAUAAAUGUAAAUCUGAAAAAACAAUUUCGAAUAACACACCAAAUCAAAUAUCAAAUUCUACUGAUUUACUAUCUUUAAUUUUUUCAAAUAUGGAAAAAUACAAAGAGACAUUCUUUGUUAUUCGUCUUCAUGAUCAAAUAACAUCCUAUGUAACAGUCAAUGAUAUUAAUGAUCUCAUUGAAUGUGAUUUAAUGGAUACGACAAAUGCAUUUUUAAGUUUUACUUCUAAUAAAAAUUAUGAAUUUUCUUCAUUACGUCGUGCAAAAUUUUCUACUAUGGCUGUACUAUAUGAAUUAUAUACAUCAACAACAGAUAAAUGUACAUAUAGUUGUAAUAAAUGUCGACAACAAUGUGAUAUACGUUAUCAUUGUACAGUAUGUGAAGAUUUUGAUCUAUGUGAAAAAUGUUAUAAUAUUCAACCAAAUCAUGAACAUAAAAUGGAUAAAUAUAAUGAAUUAAAUAUUAUUGAUAAAUCUAGCAUUAUCACAUAUUGUUAA